Messenger RNA from Oncorhynchus mykiss (rainbow trout), 3744 nucleotides. RefSeq names its product voltage-gated delayed rectifier potassium channel KCNH8-like. Gene Ontology annotation, biological process: potassium ion transmembrane transport; regulation of membrane potential. The record is from RefSeq and is a predicted model, not a curated record. Lineage: Eukaryota; Metazoa; Chordata; Actinopteri; Salmoniformes; Salmonidae. Gene Ontology annotation, cellular component: plasma membrane. Gene Ontology annotation, molecular function: voltage-gated potassium channel activity.
ACCAUUCAUCAUCUGGCAACCACCCACAACAAUCGGAUAUUACUUUCCUUCUUCUCUUUGUUUGUGACCAUUUGAGUGGUCAACCCCGCGGUCUAAAAGUGGAGCCCCGAGGAUCUCGGAUCGGCGCGCUCCUACAGGGGCUCGGAGGCGCGCCCGGGGCUUCCAGAUUUUUGCCCGGUUUCGUCGCAGCGGAGACCGAUGCCUCGAAUCGCCGAGACCGGAGAGGGUCUCAACGGUCUAGAACGCCAGCGACGAGGGGUCGUCUGGCGCCACAAAACACCUUCCUAGACACAAUUGCAAACCGGUUUGAUGGGACCCACAGUAACUUUGUCCUGGGUAACGCCCAGGUGCAGUCGCUCUACCCCAUCGUCUACUGCUCGGACGGCUUCUGCGAGCUGACCGGCUUCGCCCGCGGUGAGCUGAUGCAAAAGAGCUGCAGGUGUCACUUCCUGUACGGCUUGGACACCAGCGAGAGCCUAACCACUCAGAUCCAAAAGGCCCUAGACGAGCGGCAGGAAUUUAAGACUGAGUGCAUCCUGUACAAGAAGGGGGGAGAGCAGUUCUGGUGUCUGCUGGACAUAGUGCCCAUCAAGAAUGAGAAGGGAGAGGUGGUGCUGUUCCUGGUCUCCCACAAGGACAUCACAGAGACCAGGAAGGACCAGCAGGACCAGGGGGACCAUGGACAAGACUCAGACACUGACGAGGAGACAGGUCUGGAGGUGCACCAGAUCACCCGCCCCCCAGGCUUUGAUCACAACCGCCGGCGUAGUCGGGCCGUACUCUACCAGUUGUCUGGCCACUUGCAGAAACAGGACAAGAGCAAGCUCAAGAUCAACAACAGUAUGUUUGGGGCGACCACCAACCCCAUCCCUGAGUACAAGGUGGCUGCCACCCCAAAGUCUCGCUUCAUCCUGCUACACUAUGGGACCUUCAAGGCGGGCUGGGAUUGGCUGAUCCUCCUGGCCACUUUCUAUGUGGCCAUCACCGUGCCCUAUAACGUUUGCUUCACCGUGGUGGAGGGGCGGGACGAGGGGGGCGGCUCUGGGGCUCGCAACCCCCCCAGUUACAGCGACAUCUUGGUGGAGAUUCUGUUCAUCAUUGACAUUGCACUGAACUUCCGCACCACCUAUGUGAGUACGACGGGUCAGGUGGUUUAUGAAGCCCGCUCUAUCUUUGGACACUACGCCACCUCCUGGCUGUUUGUUGACCUGAUCGCCGCCCUGCCCUUUGACCUGCUCUACGCCUUCAAUAUCAGCGUGUACUUUGGGGUCCACCUGCUGAAGACAGUGCGGUUACUGCGUCUCCUGAGGCUGCUCCAGAAGCUGGAGCGUUACUCUGAGUACAGCGCCGUGGUUCUCACCCUGCUCAUGUCUACUUUCGCCCUGCUGGCCCACUGGAUGGCCUGCGUCUGGUACUUCAUCGGACGCAAGGAGAUCGAGAGCAACAGCCUGAGCUCCUGGGAUAAUGGCUGGCUUCAUGAACUGGCAAAACGUCUCGACACGCCUUACUUCCUGUCACCUUUAACCUCGUUCCUCGGAGUCACUGAUUCGCUGCACACUUCUAGAACGAAUGGGUUGGCAGCCAAUUACAAUCACUGGAACACAUCAGGGUCAGAGCCGAUUGGACAGGAUUUCUCCUCGUCCUUCAGCUCCGGCCAAUGGAACGUCAGCGAGGCGGGGCGGAGCCAGGUGAAUGGCUCAGGGGUCUCGGGGGCGGCGCUAGGAGGCGGGCCGUCAGUGAGGAGCUCCUACGUGACGUCUCUGUACUUCGCUCUGAGCAGUCUGACCAGCGUGGGCUUCGGAAACGUCUCAGCCAACACCGACUCAGAGAAGAUCUUCUCCAUCUGCACCAUGCUCAUAGGAGCCCUGAUGCAUGCUGUGGUAUUCGGUAACGUGACAGCCAUCAUCCAGAGGAUGUACUCUCGGCGCUCCCUCUACCACACACGUACCAAGGACCUGAAGGACUUUAUCCGUGUCCACGGGCUGCCCAAGGCCCUGGAGCAACGCAUGAUGGAGUGCUUCCAGACCACCUGGUCCGUCAACAACGGCAUCGACGUCAGCGAGCUGUUGAAAGACUUCCCAGAUGAGUUGAGGGCAGACAUCGCCAUGCAGCUGAACAAGGAUCUCCUGCAGCUGUCUCUGUUUGAGUCGGCCAGUAGGGGGUGUCUGCGCUCCCUGUCCCUCAUCAUCAAGACAUCGUUCUGCGCCCCGGGGGAGUAUCUCAUCCGCCAGGGAGACGCCCUGCAGGCCAUCUACUUUGUCUGCUCUGGGUCCAUGGAGGUGCUGAAGGACAACACAGUGCUGGCUAUACUGGGUCGUGGGGACCUGAUCGGCUCUGACUUCCUGACCAAGGAGCAGGUGAUCAAGACCAAUGCCAAUGUGAAGGCCCUGACCUACUGUGACCUGCAGUACAUCAGUCUGAAGGGGCUCAGAGAGGUGCUCUGGCUCUACCCAGAGUACGCCCAGAAGUUCAUCACUGAGAUACAACAUGAUCUGACUUACAAUCUGAGAGAGGGGCAUACGGCUGAGAUGGACUGGGUGACUAACGGUGGUAUUGUGAAGAAGCUUUCCUCCAUCAAAGAGGACGAGGAGGGAUCUGAGGAGGCUCAACACUCGCCCCUCCCCAAAAUGCCCCGUUCCCCUCUGGGUCUGGGAUGGGGGCUGGGCUCGCCCCUGCGCUCCCCACUGCGCUCGCCCCUGCGUAGCCCCUCCCGCCCCCCCACAGACCACCGCAGGCACCGCCCCACCACUCUCCAGAUUCCUGUGGUGAGCUUCAGUUGUGCCCCUCUGGACCUCAGUCCCAGGUUUGUGGAUGGCAUUGAAACAGACAGUGGUAGUGGUUUGGGCCAGAAGUUUGACUUCAGCCCCAGUGUGACCCAGAACAUCCCACCCAGCUCUAGUCCAGGAAUGCAGGAGGAUGCAGAGACCGUACAGACUAUUACUAAACUGACAGAAGAGAUGACUAGCCUAUCCCUGCAGGUGUCACAAGUCAGCCAGGACCUCCAGGAAAUGACACGGCUUCUCAAGCCCCUCCUCCAGCCUCUCCUCCUCCAAGGCUCUUCCCAGUCCAUCCUCUCCUCCCUUAUGGCUGCCCUGACUCCGCCCACCAGUGAGACUCUCAGUAGCUCCGCCCCUCCACCUCCCAAAACUCCUUCCAACACCAACUUACUGCUGUUGGAAGAUACAGAGAUAGAGGGGGAGAGGAGACACCCGGAUCGCCACUUUCAGACACCUUCCGGGGGUCUGACAACCGUCCCCCAGCCCCAUCCUCACUCGGCUUCUAUAGGGGCAGAGAUGACCCCGACUAGCCCUGUUCAGCUCAGCUUCAUCGACGAGGAGAGGCCCACUGUCUGAGAGAAAGGAUUCACCAACACAGGACUGGCAUGACUAGACUGGCAUCAUGGCAUGGCUGGCAUGACACCCCUCAUAUCACUGCAUGAGGCACAUGGCUGCCCUGGGUUACUGUUUAUUUAAUACUAAGAUAACAUGAAGUAAGUUAUUAUUACCAAAUGUAUUUAUUCCUAAUAUGAAAUGUUAUGACCUGACAAGUUAUUGUUAUACCAUAUCUAUCACUGGCUAUGACCAAAUGAAACACAUCCAAAAUAUAAAAGUAUUCUUUUACAGUUUAGGCUCUAGAGUUGGUUUGGCGCAGAGUGACUGCAGAGAGGAUCUUGUCCAUUGGUUGUCGGCUGUAUUAGACGUUAUCAGACUUACACCAAACACACAAUAAAAACACAACUCGUCA